AUGGUGCACCAUCAGCAUGGACUAAGGCACCUCGAGCGCCGCCAGCGCCAUAACUUUUUCCAAGAGCAGGAAGAGGAUGAUCCCGUUGAGGAGACAGUAUUUGUUACUAUGCCAAACACCUUCGCAGCUACCCAGAGCGUAGUCAUGGUGACCGUGAGCGAGAGCAACGCUAAGAGCGCCGUUGGGGGCGCGGUACAGCAGACAAGGACUCUUGCAGAGCCUGCUGUUCGCACACGAUCAAGUUCAUCAGAAGAGGAGGAAACUGCGAAAGCAACACCAACUUCGACGGCCAAGCAGAGCAGCCGCACUGCCGAAGUGACUUCGCAUAGCAGUGCCAGUGUCAGCGCCAGCGUCAGCCAUGCGCAAACGUCACUGCAGAUUGACACGUCUGCUUCGCCAGAGGUCACUGCAUCCUCUAUCAUUGGCACUGUUGCAGCUGGCGUCACUUCAGCAGCCGCCUCGGCCACUUCUUCCGCUGAAGCUGCGUCAAGUGGCAUGUCUGCAGGCGCUAAGGCUGGUCUUGCGUUGGGUAUCCUCGUCGGUAUCGGGGCUCUCUUGGGUGCUAUUCUCUUCAUCGCUCACCGCAAGAAGAAGGAGAGAGCCGCCGCUGCUUCGCAAGUGGACAACGAGAAAGCCACCUCUAUGCGUAACAUGCCUCCGCCGCCACUUGCAAAGGAGUCUACUCCCAGCAUCAGGACACAAACGAACGCGCCUCGCCUAAGCCUCCGACCCGUCACCCAGUUCGAUCCUACGUUCCCGAACCGCAAGAGUGGCGCCAACCUGCUCGGUGCCGCCGCACUUGGAGCUGGAGCUGGCGCAGCCGCCGGUAACCGCUCACCCUCACCAGACCGUCCAGGCAGCUCCUGGGAGCGACUUGGGGCUUCCAAUGCCAGUACCGCUCCCGUCAAUCCUUUCAACGACCCGCAAGCGCGCUCAAGCAGCCCUCCGCAGGAUCCUUUCGGCAACAAUGCGGCCAUUGAGACUCAACAAGCUUCUGCACCUGCAAGUCCAAUGAACUUCAAUCACUCCCCAGCCCCAAGCGCGGACUUCGGCAACCCUGCUCCUGCUAUUGCCGCCGCUGAGAAGGCACCUGUCACGGCUCCUCUUCCUAGUCCUCCCGCCGUUAAAGCUGAUAAUGUUCCUCCGAGCCCCGCUUGGACUGACGACAUUCCUGCUUCUCCUGGACCUGCUCCCUCUGGACCUUUGCCCGUCGCUGCUGGUGGUGGCGCAACUGCUGGUCCGAAUAACGUCCACCGUAUCCAGCUUGACUUCAAGCCCUCCAUGGGUGAUGAACUCGAACUUCGCGCAGGUCAACUGGUUCGCAUGCUUCACGAAUACGAUGAUGGCUGGGCGCUGUGUGUCCGUCUAGACCGCUCUCAGCAAGGUGUUGUUCCACGCACAUGUCUCUCUAAGCAUGCCGUCAAACCCCGUCAAGGACCUCCCCGCAAUGGCCCUCAAGGACCCCCUCGCAACACGCGGGGACCGCCACCGAAUGGGCCUAACGGCCCUCCCAAGGGCCACGCAGGUGUUCCCCAGCCGCGUCCUCUUUCACCCGCCAGCAACGGACGCUCGUCUCCUCAUCCGACCUCUCUUUCUCCUGCCAGCGGCCGCAUGUCUCCGGCUCCUCGCUCGGGGAGCCCAGGACCUCGUCAGAUGUCACCUCCUCAAGGACGUGGCCGGUCGAACAGCAACGCGCCCUACGCCCAACAACCUCGCUCCAUGUCCCCCGGCCCUUACGGCGGAGGACCUCAGAUGGCUCCUCCUCCACAAAUGGGCCGACCGCGCGCAAACUCUGCGAGCCAGAUUAGCCGACGUGGGUCGCCGCCUGGCCCCAGCCCCAUGAACCCCAACGUCAACCCCAACGCUCCCAUCCAGAUGCCGGCCCGGAAGCCCAUUCCCGGCCAAGCAUUGUAA
This is a messenger RNA of Didymosphaeria variabile, 1914 nucleotides long. RefSeq lists its product as uncharacterized. NCBI's taxonomy places the organism in Eukaryota, Fungi, Ascomycota, Dothideomycetes, Pleosporales, Didymosphaeriaceae. Gene Ontology annotation, molecular function: protein binding. Bases 1 to 1914 code for a protein of 637 amino acids. The record is from RefSeq and is a predicted model, not a curated record. The transcript has a single exon.